Messenger RNA from Naegleria lovaniensis, 642 nucleotides. RefSeq lists its product as uncharacterized. The transcript has a single exon. The coding region runs from base 1 to 642 and encodes 213 amino acids. Lineage: Eukaryota; Heterolobosea; Eutetramitea; Acrasida; Naegleriidae. The record is from RefSeq and is a predicted model, not a curated record.
AUGCGAAAGAACAACUCACUCAUUCAUUCAUCCAUCUUGUUGAUGAUGAUAAUUGUUUUGGUCACAUUUUCUGUGAUGGUCGUUUCCGAAGAGUUGUUGUCCUCAUUUUCUCAUCAUCAUGAACAACAACAACAACAAGAACGUUUCGCUUCCUUUUCACUCCAUCAUUUAAUGUCGAACCAAAAUGGUAUCAACAAUCAUUUUGAAGGAACGUUCAGAGUACACAUUCGGAAUGAUCAGUCUCAUCAUCACCCCACAGUGGAUUCCGAUUGGUUUGGAAUGUAUCGAAUGGAGAGCGGAAAUUCAUUCAAAUUCUUUGCACAAAGUUUACACUCACCAUUGAGUGUCACUUUUGACAAUGAUCGAAUGGACAUUAUGGUUCGUUCUGGAAAACCAAAUCGAAACAAGGAUGAUUGUAUUCGAUUGAAUUACGACAUGAAGCAAGAUGACAUGUCCAAAAGUGGAAUUCACAGAACACUCACACAAUUUAUUGAACUAAUGUUGAGACCUGCAUUGUUAUCCAAUUGGAGAAUGGAAGACAGCAAGGAAGAGAUUCAACAUUUGAGUGAAAUUGCAAAAUGUACCGAAAAAGAUUCUCUAAUUUUCGUUAAUGAUUUGAAUGAGAAACAUCUGACGCCUUGA